CAUUUUAGCCCCCAAUACUUUCUCUCUUUGUCUCUCGACGCAGUCACCGUCACCAUUUCCGAUUCUACAGAGCAACAGUGGACUACAGUGUCUUCUUCAGUCCAAACCAAACUCUGCAAUCAGUCAAUCUCCAUUAAUGCUCUAGUCAAACCUCACAGCCCCAAGGGGCUGUAAUUCAGUUCAACAACAACAACAAGAGAAAUUAAGAGUCAUUUAAUUUAACCCUAGGAAUCAAUAUCAGCUAAGUUUCCGAAGAUGGUAUUCAAAGGUAGAUUUUUCUCAUCGAAGAAAUCCGACCCAUCAAGCCCAGAUGGAUCCUCCAACAGUCCACGAUCUAUUGGGUCCAAUUCCCCGAUCCGAUCCGACAAGAAGAAAGCAAAGUCAGGUUCUACUUCCAAAGACAACUCUCCGAUCACUCCAUCUUCAAUUUCAACUUUCAAAGAUAAGAAUAAAGAUGAUAAAGGUAAAGAAAGUCCGAGUUCGAGCCCGAGUCCCAAUUCGGCUAAGAAUCCGGUGAGAACCCGUGAACCGGAACUGAGGCCGACGUCUGUAUCAGUGUCGCCGAUAGUAGCAUCAUCAUUGGGGUUAAAUAAGAUAAAGACUCGAUCUGGGCCCUUGCCACAAGAGAGCUUUUUUGGGUAUGCCAGCAGAGAUAAGGUGAAUUCAUUAGGUGCUAGCAAUUUAUCAAAGAAUGUAGCAGGCGGACGGGGCGGUGGUGAAGGGCUGUCGAGUUCUGUUUUGAGGAAGAAGGAUGAGAAGAGGUCACUGGUGGGUUCCGCGGAAAAUGUAGAUAACCGGAGCAAUUCAGAUAGUAUGUCCUCCGAGAGCGGUCGUUCGAGGGAUCAAAGCCCACGUGUACCUGGACCAUCAAGGCUGCAGAAUGGUGAAUCAUCUUCUGAAGCAGGCCGAGUCAGUUCAUCUUGGGGCUACUCUGGAGGUCUGAGGAGCUCAGAUGCUUGUACUCCAGAAUUGAAGACAUCUUUAGAAUGCGACAACCCAAAGGAGUCUGAAUCUCCGCGCUUUCAAGCUUUACUCCGGGUGACUAGUGCUCCAAGGAAACGGUUUCCUGCAGAUAUAAAAAGUUUUUCGCAUGAACUGAACUCCAAAGGUGUACGGCCUUUUCCAUUCUGGAAACCUCGAGGUUUGAAUAAUUUGGAGGAGGUUUUAACGAUGAUUAGAGCAAAGUUUGACAAAGCAAAGGAGGAAGUGGAUAAUGAUUUGCGUGUUUUCGCAGCAGAUCUGGUUGGGGUUCUAGAAAAAAAUGCAGAAACUCAUCCAGAUUGGCAGGAAACAAUUGAAGAUCUGCUGGUUUUGGCUCGAAGAUGUGCAAUGACAUCUCCUGGGGAAUUUUGGCUUCAGUGUGAGGGCAUCGUCCAGGAACUGGAUGAUAGACGGCAGGAACUCCCCAUGGGUACACUAAAGCAGCUGCACACUAGAAUGCUUUUUAUACUUACAAGGUGCACACGUUUGCUUCAGUUUCACAAAGAAAGUGGAUUUGCUGAGGAUGAACCUCUGUUUCAGCUUCGUCAAUCAUUGCAGCCCGUUGAAAGACGGAGAGAUGGAAAGAUGUCUGGUCCUCUGAAGUUCCCAAAGUUGCCUCCUACAAAAAAAUCUUACAGUCAGGAACAACAUGGCUCUGAAUGGAAGAGAGAUCAAGCUGUACAGUUAGGUAACCUUCCGACCUCGGAAGCUGAAACUGCAAAAACAUUGGAUUCUCCGGGCAGUAGGAAUCGAAUGGCAUCUUGGAAGAAAUUUCCAACUCCACCUGCAAAAAGUCCCAAAGAAGCAUCUCCAAUCAAGGAGGAGAACAUUGAUAUAGGCAUUGAAGCUUCAAAACUAUUUAGUGAUGAAAAAGGACCGUCUGCUUCAGAUCUAGCUACUGUCAAGCAUCCUGAUCUUUCUUCUGCUAGGGAUUCAAUUGCACACUCUUCAGUUCCUCCUUCCAAACACCAACGUAAUGUUUCCUGGGGUUACUGGGGUGAUCAACCAAGUGUUUCUGAUGAGAGUUCAAUAAUGUGUCGCAUUUGUGAGGAGGAGGUCCCUACAUUACAUGUAGAAGACCACUCCAGAAUUUGUGCAAUUGCUGAUCGCUGUGAUCAAAAAAGUCUAAGUGUUAAUGAACGCUUGUUAAGGGUUGCAGAUACUCUUGAGAAGCUCAUGGAGUCAUUUGCACAUAAGGACAUCCCGCAUGCUGUUGGAAGUCCAGAUGGUGCAAAAGUAUCAAACUGUAUUUUAACUGAGGAAUCUGAACUUCUCUCUCCAAAACUUAGUGACGGGUCUUGCAGAGGUUCAGAGGAUAUGCUUGACUGUCUUCCUGAGGUGGAUAACUCUGUUUUCAUGGAUGAACUUAAAGGUUUACCUUCUAUGUCAUGUAGAACCCGGUUUGGACCUAAAUCCGAUCAGGGGAUGACAACAUCAUCUGCUGGCAGCAUGACACCUAGGUCCCCCUUGCUGACGCCAAAGACCAGCCCAAUCGACCUACUAUUGGCAGGAAAAGGUUGUGCCUCUGAGCAUGAUGAUCUUCCUCAGAUGAUUGAACUUGCCGAUAUUGCUCGAUGUGUGGCGACUACGCCUAUAGAUGAUGAUCGCUCUUUGCCUUAUUUGCUCUCUUGCCUUGAAGAUUUAAAAGUUGUGACUGAACGCAGAAAGUUAGAUGCACUUACCGUGGAAACAUUUGGAACUCGUAUUGAAAAGCUGAUUCGGGAACAGUAUUUGCAACUGUGUGAGCUAGUUGAUGAUGACAAAGUUGAUCUAACGAGCACUGUCAUUGAUGAAGAUGCUCCCUUGGAAGAUGAUGUUGUACGUAGCUUGAGAACUAGCCCAGUUCAUUCCAAAGAUCGUACGUCUAUUGAUGACUUUGAGAUUAUCAAACCAAUUAGUCGUGGGGCAUUUGGUCGGGUUUUCUUGGCAAAAAAGAGAACAACUGGAGAUCUCUUUGCAAUUAAGGUCCUGAAGAAGGCAGACAUGAUACGCAAGAAUGCUGUUGAGAGUAUCUUGGCCGAACGUGAUAUCUUAAUAUCAGUUCGCAAUCCUUUUGUGGUUCGCUUCUUCUACUCAUUUACUUGCCGUGAAAACUUGUACCUUGUGAUGGAAUACUUGAAUGGUGGGGACCUAUAUUCAUUGUUGAGAAAUCUAGGCUGCUUAGAUGAAGAAGUCGUUCGUGUUUAUAUAGCUGAAGUUGUGCUUGCCCUGGAAUACUUGCACUCUCAGCAUGUGGUUCAUCGAGAUCUGAAGCCUGACAAUUUGUUGAUUGCACAUGAUGGUCAUAUCAAGUUGACAGACUUUGGGCUUUCUAAAGUUGGUCUUAUCAAUAGCACAGAUGAUUUAUCUGGUCCAGCUGUCAGUGGAACAUCCAUGAUGGAAGAUGAUGAAUCUCAGCUAUCUGCAUCUGAGCAUCAGGAAGAAAGGCGGAAGAAACGUUCUGCAGUAGGUACACCGGACUAUUUGGCGCCUGAGAUUCUUCUAGGAACAGGGCAUGGUUUCACGGCUGAUUGGUGGUCCGUGGGCAUUAUUCUCUUCGAGUUGAUUGUUGGUGUUCCUCCUUUUAAUGCAGAGCAUCCUCAGAAAAUAUUCGAUAAUAUUCUCAAUCGUAAGAUACCUUGGCCAAUGGUUUCUGAGGAAAUGAGCGGUGACGCACAAGAUCUGAUUGACCAAUUACUGACAGAAGAUCCUAAUAUGAGACUUGGAGCACGAGGAGCAUCAGAGGUGAAGCAGCAUCCAUUUUUUAGAGAUAUUAACUGGGACACACUUGCUAGACAGAAGGCGGCAUUUGUGCCUGCAUCCGAAGGUGCACUGGAUACUAGUUACUUCACUAGUCGCUUCUCUUGGAAUCCUUCAGAUGAACAUGUAUAUGCAGGCAGUGAAUAUGAGGGUUCUAGCGAUGAUGGUAGUGUUAGUGGUAGUAGCAGCUGUCUGGAUAAUCGCCAAGAUGAACUGGGUGAUGAAUGUGCUGGUAUUGGAGAAUUCGAGUCAGGCUCUUCUGUCAACUAUCCUUUCAAUAACUUCUCUUUUAAGAAUCUCUCCCAGCUUGCAUCAAUAAAUUAUGAUUUGCUUACAAAAGGUUGGAAAGAUGAUCAUCCGUCAAAUCCUAAUGUAUAGCUCCCCAGUUAACCGGGCCUGUGAGAGAAGUUAGAAACAAACUGAACGCCCGCCAAUCAUCUCCCUGUCUUUAUACCUUGUAAAUAUAUAGAAGCAGCUUAAAGAUCAUGAUCGCGACCACUGGGGAUGUGAUGUGUUUUCGAAUCUCAUGCUGUGAGGUUGUGCUUUGAAUCGUCGUUUUAUUUAGUGUGACAAUUGUGUAUUCUCUUUUUGUUCUCAUGUAUGGCCAUGAGAUGCCUUGUGGUUUUUUGACUUCAGGCUUUUGAUUUGCUUUGUAAUUGUCCCUCCACAGCAAUGAGAACACAUCUCCUGUUUGAAAGGG
Molecule: messenger RNA, 4420 nt
Organism: Solanum verrucosum
Lineage: Eukaryota; Viridiplantae; Streptophyta; Magnoliopsida; Solanales; Solanaceae
Product: probable serine/threonine protein kinase IREH1
Exons: 18
Coding region: 256-4098 (1280 amino acids)
Biological process (GO): peptidyl-serine phosphorylation; intracellular signal transduction
Molecular function (GO): protein serine/threonine kinase activity; ATP binding
Source: RefSeq, a predicted model, not a curated record